Molecule: messenger RNA, 3333 nt
Organism: Fundulus heteroclitus (mummichog)
Lineage: Eukaryota; Metazoa; Chordata; Actinopteri; Cyprinodontiformes; Fundulidae
Gene: csgalnact1a
Product: chondroitin sulfate N-acetylgalactosaminyltransferase 1a
Exons: 9
Coding region: 752-2527 (591 amino acids)
Cellular component (GO): Golgi cisterna membrane
Molecular function (GO): glucuronosyl-N-acetylgalactosaminyl-proteoglycan 4-beta-N-acetylgalactosaminyltransferase activity
Source: RefSeq, a predicted model, not a curated record
AACGCUCCCAUGCAGCCGCCUGAGAACAAACGCCGCGGUCCAGUUGCAGAGCUGCUGCAGCUGCUGAAGGCUGCGGGGACCGCACAAAACCUCCAGUCAGGACGGACCUCAACGCGACAGGAACCAAAGACUCGCCCACUUCUCCCUCAUCACAUUCUCCUCGAACAUUUUGGAGUCAGCUGUGGAGGUCUGGCGGGAGAGACGCCCUCUGUCUCCUGAUCCCUUCCAUGUUUCGGAGCACAGAAGCCAAGAUGAAAACCCACCACUGACCGCAGAAAGGAUUUACGCUCCUGCUAAAACAUUACAUUUUUAUCUCAAUGCAUCACCCGGCCUCAGCCAGGCUCGUGCGGCUGAAUGUUUUUCAUUCCCACAUAGAGCGAGACAGACAUGAAGACGACAGUGUGGACAGAGUGCAGGAGUCGGAGUAAAUGCAAACAGAUGAGUCGCCUAUGAGUGACGGACGACGUCUGGGAUGGAGUCCUCCAGCAGACCAUGAAGCGGAGUGGCCCAGCAGGAAAAGAGAGAGUUUUCUUCUGUAUAAGUAUUGACUCAUUCGUUUGGGCUGCCGGUGCCAAAACAAUUUACCGAAAUGGGGAUCUGAGAGGCAGUGACCUAAUUCAGAAUGAGUGAUGUCAUGCUGAUAAGCCGCCCGCCUCCGUACUAAGUGAUGGAACAUCAUCGAAAAUGGAUUGUUUUGAUCGAGGCUGCCGUGUGUGAGGUUACAUGAUAUUUUUUGAAAGUGUGAGUUUUGAUGCCACAUGCAGUUAUGUUGAGGCGCGGACUGCUGACCUGGGUGUCCCGCAUCGGGGGUCUGCUGGUGCUCCUCUGCUGCUCCCUCUCCCUCCUCUAUCUGAUGACGUGCAGCCCCCCACAUUCCAACAGCCCUCCGCUGAGUCACGUGUUGCCCCACGCAGGGUCGAAUCACCCGAGCCUCGGAGGUCCGGGGCCCGUGAUCGGAGCAGGGCCCGCUGGGACCAGAGGAGCUGGAGAUAUUGCCCAGAGCCGGGGUCCGCCAGCAGCGCAUCCCUACCAGGUGCUCCUCCAAGAGCGUGAGGAGCAACACCGCCUCUACAUCUCCUCCUUAAAGAAACAGAUCGCUCAGCUGAAGGAGGACUUGCAGGAACGCAGUCUGCAGCUGAAGAGAGUGCAGGAGAGCCUGAAGACGGCUGGAAAGGGGCCAGCCGAGGGGCAGGGGGGGGACACUGAAUCCCAGGCGGGCGGCUUGGGAGAGGUUCAGGGGGCCAAGAGCCAGCAGUCUGACCUGCAGGAGUACCUUAGAACUCAGUUGUCCAAGGCUGAGGUGACCUCUGGCACCAGGUUGCCCAACGAGUACGCUGUGGUGCCCUUUGAGAGCUUCACCCUGCAACGGGUGUACCAACUGGAAAUGGGGCUCACCCGUCAUCCUGAGGAGAAACCUGUGAGGAAAGACAAGAGAGACGAGCUGGGAGAGGUGCUGGAGACGGCUCUGCGCAGUCUCAACACUCCCUCGUCACAAAAGGAGAACGGGGGCCCGGCAGAAAAGACUCAAACAAGCAAGGUCUACACGCCAUCUGACUUUAUAGAAGGGAUCACUCGCACAGAGAAGGACAAAGGGACGCUGUACGAGCUGACCUUCAGAGGGGAGGCGAGUCAUGAAUUCAGACGUUUGGUCCUCUUCCGGCCUUUCGGGCCCCUGCUGAAGGUCAAAAAUGAAAGGAUGGACACAACCAAUGUCCUGAUUAACAUCAUCGUCCCGCUUUCGAGACGAGUGGAUAAGUUCAAACAGUUCAUGCAGAACUUCCGGGAAGUCUGUGUGCGUCAGGACGGGCGGGUGCAUCUGACCGUGGUGUAUUUCGGGAAAGAGCAGAUGAGUGAAGUUCGAAGCACUCUGGAGAACACGUCUAGAGAGGCCAGUUUCAAGAACUACACGCUGCUGCAGCUGGACGAGGAGUUUUCUCGAGGUCGGGGUUUAGACGUUGGGGCGCGGGCGUGGAAGGGAGGCAAUGUGCUUCUUUUCUUCUGCGAUGUGGACAUCUACUUCACCACCGACUUCCUCAACACCUGCCGGCUCAAUGCGCAGCCCGGUAAAAAGGUGUUCUACCCCGUGUUGUUCAGCCAGUACAACCCUGCUCUGAUUUACGGGAGUCCCGAGCACACCCCCCCUGUGGAGCAACAACUGGUGAUCAAGAAAGACACAGGCUUCUGGAGGGAUUUUGGUUUCGGUAUGACCUGUCAAUACAGGUCUGACUUCAUCAACAUAGGAGGUUUUGACAUCGACAUCAAAGGCUGGGGCGGUGAGGAUGUCCACCUCUACAGAAAGUACCUCCACAGCAGCCUCCUGGUCGUCCGAGCUCCGUCGCGCGGCCUCUUUCACUUGUGGCAUGAGAAGCACUGCGCCGACGAGCUACCUCCGGACCAGUAUCGAAUGUGCAUGCAGUCCAAGGCCAUGAACGAGGCCUCGCACGGCCAGCUGGGGAUGCUCUUCUUCAGGCAUGAGAUCGAAGCUCAUCUCCGCAAGCAGAAACAGCAAAACCCCAAGAAAACGUGACUCUGGACUGGUGACGGCAAGGAGCUGCAUGCAGCAGGUGAAUCCAGCUCAUCUUAGACAUUUUAACCAAGAUUCUUUCAGAAUUGCACAAAGCUAAAUCACCGUUCUGCUGUGCACCAAAUACAAGCCUCACUCUUUUAUAUCUGAACAAUAAACAAACAAAAACAUUAAGGCUACAAGGCCGAGAUGUAAUUGACUCACACCUGAGGGAGUUUGGCUGAUUUUAUUUAUUUUUUUUCUCACUCAAUACACAAAAAGGUUUUCCUUUCCUUUAUAAAAAAAAAAAAAACAUGUUCAACUAUUUCUAUUGGUUUUUGUUGUUGUUAUUUUUAAUGGCUUGGUCUUUGACUCCAUCGUUAACAAACAGCUAAAGUUAAUUAAUUUCAACAUUCUCAGCUGGAAAAUUAAUAACUGUAGUUCCUAAAGAUUGAAUGGAGUUUGUUUCUAUGAAAGACUGGCUGCAUAUAAUUUAAAAGUGAAUAACUCCCCAAAACAUACAUCUAUGGUCCCAGAGGUUUAAAUACACUAAUCAUGGGCCGUCUUGCCAUAUUAAUUUUGUACUUUUAGUUAUGCAUGUGACACAUUCUUGGUUUUUUAGGGUUUUUGGUUGUGGCCUGCUAAUGGAACUGCAAUAUAUCAGGGUCAAAACUAUAUAUACUAUAAACAUGCAUCUCUGUUAGUGUUUGGCUAAAUCCCUAUUGGCAAGCUUUACGGCAACCAUACACUUUUUUUUCGGUAGCCAUUAACAAGCUUUUGGCAUAACGCUGACUUAUCAGCACAGACUUAGCAAUCAUAGCUAAAAAAAA